Messenger RNA from Parnassius mnemosyne (clouded apollo), 894 nucleotides. The record is from the annotation of a GenBank genome assembly. Lineage: Eukaryota; Metazoa; Arthropoda; Insecta; Lepidoptera; Papilionidae.
AUGUCUGUCGUAAGAACUUGCCCUGGUCUGUAUUGCGGCCGUACUGAAUUAGACGAUGGUUCAUGGAGUGAAUGUGGUGCUUGUCCUCGCGGGUACCGCACCAAUACCUCGAGUUACUGCACACCAUGUACUGAUGAACCUUCUCUUUACGACUGGCAAUAUCUAGGCUUUAUGGUUAUUUUACCCUUGGUUUUGCACUGGUUCUUUAUUGAUAUGGUCGCUGUUGGUAAAAGUAAAACAGGGAUAAUUGCACAACACAUUUGUGCUUUCACAGAGGUUGUCACAGGAACAAUUGCAGCAUUACUUGUUCUGCCUCCGACUGGAUCAAUUGCUUUAUAUGUUUGUAUGCCUAAGGCUCUGUCUGAUUGGUAUACACUUCUUCAUAAUCCACAACCAGAUUAUAAAGAAACAUUGCAUUGUACACAAGAAGCUGUUUAUCCCUUGUACACAAUUGUGUUGCUUAUUUAUGCAUUCAGCUUAUUGUUGACAAUUCUCCUACGGCCAUGGAUAUUAACUUGGCAUUCUCCAAAUCCUGGGAAAAAAGCUAUCUACUGUGCCUUAUAUUUCUACCCUAUUCUUGUUCUAAUACAUACAGUUGCAGCUGGUGUAAUAUAUUGUUCUUUCCCCUACAUAGUUAUAAUAAUUUCCAUGAUGACGUCAGCAUCACACUUUUCAAUCAAGAUUGACCAGUCGGCUCCGGCGUUACUAAUGUCGUCCAUUUCAAACUCAAGAAACCUAGUGAUUCUACUGGGGCAUUGGUUAGUUCAUGCCUAUGGAAUAUUAUCGCUUACAGGUUUUAAAGAAUUGUGGUAUUUAUCAUUAGUUCCAGCUCCGGCAUUAUUUUAUAUAUUAACUGCACAAUUCACAGAUCCAAUGAAGUUGCACAAUGAUUGA